CGUCAGUAGCUGUCACCUUGACAAAUGCCACAGAAGCACUGAUUCAAAAGAUUAUAACAAAGUCGAUUGGGAACAAAUUGCUCUAAUUCGCUGCCAAAGCAUAUUAUUCAAUUAAAAUGCAAAGGUUAUGGCUCUAUAACACAAAACCUACCUGAAUUAAUUCAUUCUUCACCAAAUGUAAACGUGGAAUAGCACGAAAAUGGUAAAAAUACGAGGUCUCACUAGAACGUCAAGGAUCGUUGCAUUAUGUAGCGCAGCAAAUUUCAUAAAUAGCGCCGAUAGAGUUAUAAUGCCGAUCGCCAUCGUCCCCAUGACCGAUAUUUUCCAAUGGUCUAUGCACGCUCAGGGUUGGAUCUUGUCAGCAUUUGCUGGAGGGUAUUUAACGAGUCAAUUAUUGGGUAGUUUCUGGGUGAACAGACUGGGGGCUAAGAAUAUCCUUAUAUGUAGCGUUCUCUUGUGGAGCAUAGCCACUUUUAUUACACCUUUCCUAGCAAGUAGUAUAACAGCAUUGGUUAUAUGUAGGAAAGUUUUAGGGUUCGCUGAAGGUUUAGGUUUGCCCACUAUAUUCCACCUAUUCGCUCAUAGUAUACCAGUGGAGGAACGUUCUAGAGCCUUCAGCUAUCUCCUAGCUUCAGGCUCGGUAGGCCAAACUGUUGCCUCGAUCAUCUGCCCGCAUUUGAGCUGGGAAGCCUGCUUCUACUGGUUUGGUUCUCUGGGAUUCUUAUGGGUCCUUCUCUGGUUCACUUUGUACCCCGAAGGGGCUUUCCUAGGCGAAGACACCAUACCCUUACACAUGCCCAAAGUUGUGACGAGGAGUAUACGUUGGGCGGACUUCAUACUGAGCAGGCCCUUAUGGGCGAUCUACGUUGCCCAUUUUGCUAUGAACUGGUCCUCGUACAUCAUAAUGCAGUGGCUCCCGACCUACUUAACAAGAUAUUUAGGCGGGGACGCUCACAGUUUAAGCCUAACGGCUGUUCCUUACAUCGUCAACUCGAUAAUCGGCAUAAUAUGUGGCCAUCUAGCCGACGGUCUACUCCAGAACAAAGGCUGGUCCGUUUUGAACGUUAGAAGACUGAUGACCUCCAUAGGACUGAUAGGACCGGCCCUCUUCCUCGCCAUAUUCGGCGUUGUCGACCAUCUAGCCCUAGCCCUGUUAUUUGUCAGCAUAUCGAUGGGGCUUUCAGCCUCAAACAGCGCGGGCCACCUCAGUAACCACGUGGAUAUCGCCCCCAACCACGCUGGCACCACCUUUGCCAUCAGCAACACCAUAGCCACCAUACCGGGGGUGCUGUGCGGUCCUGUCACAGCCUCCUUGGUGACCGCCUCCGGUGGUAAGUGGAUGAGCGUGUUCUUCGGGGCCACCCUGAUCAACAUCGUGGGAGCUUUCAUCUACUUCACAAACAGCAUGGCCACGCAGGUCCUGUGAAUCUUUUUUAAUUUCUACGAUAUCUAAUGUUGGUAUCACUGGAGAUUUAUUAACGAGACCAUUUCCAAGUACAGAAAGGAUUUUCCGUUUGGUUUCUCUAGGACCGGAAGGUACAAAUGGAUCUCAUAAAGUAGAGUCGUUUAUAGUUGUUUUUAUUAUUGAAUAUUUGGGAAAAAACUAAAGAUUGAGGGUCGUUUCGAUAGAUUUGCAUAUUUUAGAUGAAAGUGAUCUUUUAUGAUCGUUUUCAACUUGAAUAUCUCCGCUGAAGGAAAGAUUUAAUGUACUGUGAAUAUUUAUUAUUUUCCGAAAGCCAACCAACGAAAUAGACUUCUAUAUGAGAAAUAAUCGAUUAAUUUGUUAUGUAAUGGAGCAAAAAUGUUUAUAAAAAGUGUACAUAUGAUUUUAACAUAAAGAAGAGAUGUAUAUAAAUAUUGAGGUCAUUAAAGAAUAUAGUACUUAA
Coccinella septempunctata (seven-spotted ladybird) is the source of this 1886-nucleotide messenger RNA. RefSeq names its product probable anion transporter 4, chloroplastic. The coding region runs from base 200 to 1426 and encodes 408 amino acids. Gene Ontology annotation, biological process: monoatomic anion transport; transmembrane transport. Gene Ontology annotation, molecular function: transmembrane transporter activity. NCBI's taxonomy places the organism in Eukaryota, Metazoa, Arthropoda, Insecta, Coleoptera, Coccinellidae. The transcript has 3 exons. The record is from RefSeq and is a predicted model, not a curated record.